AUGUCACAACCACGGCCUUUAGCUCAGAGUAACUCGGCGCAGACUAGUGUGUACUUUUAUGCCCUUCCUUACAUUCCGAAACAAACUAUUGAACUUAGUAAAAUUUUCAAGGAAUUUAAAAACAUCAAAAUAGCUAACAAAAACAUCAAAACUAUACGUCAGUUAUACAGUAAAAUCAAACAACCUUUAACUACAUUAGAAUGCACAGAUGUGGUUUACCGCAUUGAAUGUACUGAAUGUCCAGCAUCAUAUAUAGGUGAAACCGGAAGAAACUUGUCUAGUCGAAUAAUCUCACAUAAAAGCGACUGUAGAUUAAAUAAACCUACGUGUGCUUUGGCAGAGCAUACAAUCAAUCUAGACCAUAAGAUCGAUUUCAACAAUGCUAAAAUAUUAGCCAGAGAAAGUAAUAAAUUCAAAAGAACGUUCCUGGAGAUGGUACAUAUCAGCAAGAGUGAUGACAACAAUCUUAAUAAGAGAUCUGAGAUCCAGAAUCUUAGUAAAAUUUAUAACUAUAUAUUGACUUUCGACUAG
Messenger RNA from Diabrotica virgifera virgifera (western corn rootworm), 531 nucleotides. RefSeq lists its product as uncharacterized. NCBI's taxonomy places the organism in Eukaryota, Metazoa, Arthropoda, Insecta, Coleoptera, Chrysomelidae. Bases 1 to 531 code for a protein of 176 amino acids. The transcript has a single exon. The record is from RefSeq and is a predicted model, not a curated record.